Messenger RNA from Drosophila persimilis, 510 nucleotides. RefSeq lists its product as uncharacterized. NCBI's taxonomy places the organism in Eukaryota, Metazoa, Arthropoda, Insecta, Diptera, Drosophilidae. The record is from RefSeq and is a predicted model, not a curated record. The transcript is spliced from 2 exons. Bases 1 to 495 code for a protein of 164 amino acids.
AUGUUCCAUUCCCAUGACGUUCCAUUCCACACGUACACAGGCAGCCAACGUGGGGGCCAACUGUUGGCGCUGUCUGGCGUUCUGGCAUUCAGUUGUGAAAAUUCUGCCGCGUCGGUUGUGUGCCCAGGCGCACGAACAGCACUUUUCCAGGCCGACAUUUGCCGACGGCGUCGGUUGAGCAUAACGGUACCUUUCAAUCCUACGCCGGCGAUAUUGGAGGAAUCCGCUCCGUUUGACUUGACUAUUCGUGGGCGUGUGCAUAUUGACAUUGACCCCCCACCGGCGGUACGGUGUGCCACACAAAUUCGCUGUUCUGGAUGGAGACAGAGUGCGGGUGCCGUGGCCCACGAGACGAGAACGGAUCAGCUGGAGCAGCGGCAUCGGCGGUGGCAGCGGCAGCGAGACCAGGAACAGGCACAGGCCCCGGCCCACAGUCAACCACAGCAGCCACGACAACAACAUGGCCAUAAGGGAACAGCAACGAACAAACUGUAGUUCAUGGUUACAACA